Molecule: messenger RNA, 3174 nt
Organism: Petromyzon marinus (sea lamprey)
Lineage: Eukaryota; Metazoa; Chordata; Hyperoartia; Petromyzontiformes; Petromyzontidae
Source: RefSeq, a predicted model, not a curated record
CCGAGCCGUUCGGGCUCUCCGUCGGCUCGACCAAUGGGAGGCCGCGGAGCGGUGCCGCCGCGCGCAUGCGUUGUAGGGAAUGUGAAGCCGCUAUAACGGCCAUGUUUAAGCGGGGGCUGGACGGUUGGCUGAGGGAAUCGUAAUUAACAAAAAGGAGUUUCGUUAAAAGUGAGAAUGUUUAAUUGAAACGGCACGGGAGAGCAUUCCGCUAUUCCCGGACGCGACCUGCGUUACACCUCGAGUCGCCGGCUGCCGUCGAUUUACCCGGCGUUUUUUUUAACUGUCCCUGGGAAGGGACUUGCGGCCUAGUGCAACCCGCGGGAGAAGAGGCACCCUGCCCGGCGAAGGAACUAGUCGAGAGGCGGUGAAUGUUACAGGUGCCGACGCUGUGAGCCCAUGACUGCCGGAGGCCCGGCCCUGAGCUAUGGACAUGGCGGUCGGGAACAGAAGCCACAAUGCGUCCUCCUGUGCUCAGGCACCUGAGUCGACCAGCAGCACGGAGUCGAUGUCGGAGAAGCCGUCGGCGGCCUCGCAGAUGUCUAAGAGCUACGACGCGGUGGUGUUCGACGUGCUCAAGGUCACGCCCGAGGAGUUCGCGAGCCAGAUAACGCUGAUGGAUUGCCCGGUCUUCAAAGCCAUUCAACCAGAGGAGCUGUCGAGCUGCGGGUGGAACAGGAAAGAGAAGCACAGCCUCGCGCCCAACGUCGUCGCCUUCACUCGCAGAUUCAACCACGUGAGCUUCUGGGUGGUGCGGGAAAUUCUGAAGGCGCGCACUCUCAAGAUCCGGGCGGAAAUCUUAUGCCAUUUCAUCAAAAUCGCCAAGAAGCUGCAUGAGCUCAAGAAUCUGCACGCUCUCAUCGCCGUGCUGUCAGCGUUGCAGAGUGCCCCUAUCUUCCGUCUCGCCAAGACCUGGGGGCUGCUGAGCCGCAAGGACAAGGCGUCGUUCGACAAGCUGGACUACCUCAUGUCCAAGGAGGACAACUACAAGCGCAUCCGGGAGUACGUGCGCAGCAUCCGCAUGAUGCCCUGCAUCCCGUACCUCGGUAUCUACCUGUCGGAUCUCAUCUACAUCGACUCGGCGUACCCGGCCUCCGACAGCAUCAUGGAGAACGAGCAGCGCUCCAUCCAGAUGAACAACAUCCUCAGGGUCAUCUCGGACUUCCAGCAGUCCUGCCACUACGAGCUGCCUUUCCUGAGCCACGUGCAGAAGUAUCUCAAGUCCGUGCGUUACAUCGAAGAGCUGCAAAAGUUCGUAGAGGACGACAAUUACAAGCUGUCCCUUCAGAUUGAGCCCGGCGCGAGUACACCUCGUCUUUCCUCGUCGAGAGAAGACGUCCCAGGUUUGCCCGGUUUCUCGUCAUUCGCUUCUUCUGCACGUAAACCCUCCCCCCCUUCUACCACAAUCCAAACAAGUGCCACCCCACCCCUGCCUAGACACCGCAAGAGCCACAGCCUGGGCUACUGCAUGGUGCCGCGUCUUAGCGACGUGGAGGUACGGAGCGCCACCUUCCCGCACGGCCGCGCGAGACACCUGCUGGACGACAGCGUGCUGGAGGGGGGUGGCGGCACGUCACCCCGCAGCCACGCCACCUCCGCCUCCAACGGACUCUCCCUCGGCAGCAGCGAGGGCUCCCAGCAGAGCGAGGACGUCGCGUGGCCUCAGUUUGAGAGGGUGCGCUUAUACGCGUCCCUGGGCCCUCUGAGCCGCGAUGGGAACCACAGCGCGUACCGCGGUCGGUACACGUACGGCAGUUCCCCCGCCACCCCGCUGUCGGGGGUGACCAGCCCGGUCGCUGGCGCCGUCACCAUCGAGGGAGCGCUCAAGAGGAAGACCCUGCUCAAGGACGGGCGCAAGCCGGCGCUGUCAUCGUGGACGCGGUUCUGGGUGGCCCUCACCGGCUCGCUGCUCAUCUACUACCCCUCCAAGGCUCUCAAGGCCACGGAGAGGAAGCACUUUAAGUCGGUGCCGUGCAAGGUGGUCUCCGUGCUGGGCUGGAUGUCGGUUUUGCCCGACCUUCCCGAGCACCCCGACGUCUUCCAACUCACCGACUCGGAGAGAGGCAACUCGUACAAGUUCCAGGCGGGGACGAGGCUCAACGCUCACCUCUGGCACAGGCACCUGGACAGCUCCUGCAAGAGCAACCGUCCGCAGGUGCCGGCGAACCUCAUGUCGUUUGAGUGAAGCCGACUGCAAAGGUCCGUUUUGGUGGGGGGGGGGGGACUGCAGGCGCGAUGGACGGUGCCAUUUACCUGGGGAUAGCACGUGGGCAACAACACGUGGAAGGGCAACACAUGGAAAACACGUGGAAGAUAACACAUGGUACGCAACACAUGGAUAACAUAUGGAAAACACAUGGAUAACAUGAUUAACACAUGGAUAACAUAUGGAAAACACAUGGAUAACAUGAUUAACACGUGCAAGACAACGCGUGGAAGACAACGCGUGGAUAAUAACGCAUGGAAGCAUGAAAACCAAGCUCCCGAGACGUCCUGGUCAAUGGGGGGGUAGGCCUAGAAAAAAAUCACAUCGGGGGGGGGGGGCGAAGACGACGAAAGAUUUUGACUGCAAACGUGCAACUCGGCGUGCGGCGACCCCGUCGAGUCCUUCGGCAUCUGCGGGACGACGUUUUGCGCGUGCGAAGCCUUCGGGAGGCGGUCCAGGCGGCGGCUCGGCACCCCAUCUCCCCCGUCGGAACGACGGGGAAAAGCCUCUCGGGGUCCCGCUCCGGGCAUCACCCGGCACCGCAAAGGGAUCCGUCACUGUCGAGUCAAAUCGGCCGGGUCGCGCGUAGCGACGGGGCGUUUCGGAAAUCGUCUGGAACUGCGCGGAAGAGGUGGGGGGGGGGGGAAGAGAAUCGGAAUCGUUUUUUGUCCUGGGAGAAAUCUGAUGAGCUGUGAAGAUUUUCUGUUUCUUUCUCUCACAGAUGUCCAAUAGUAGGCCACGCACACGCGCGACGGGCUCUCCCAGAGCGAGCCUUCGACGUGGAUUGCCUCUUCUGCCAGCGUCGGGGCAGGCAAUUGCAGCGCUGCGCCUUCGCCUCCCGUGCAAAGUUGCCGGAAAAUCUUAAGACGUUGCCGUGUUUUCCAGAUCGUGAGAUGCUACACGUUUCCCUCCCCCACCUCCCCCCCCCCCACGCCCCACCACCACCAACCGGUAUUUUAAAGCAAAAUUUG